Molecule: messenger RNA, 522 nt
Organism: Neurospora tetraspora
Lineage: Eukaryota; Fungi; Ascomycota; Sordariomycetes; Sordariales; Sordariaceae
Exons: 4
Coding region: 1-522 (173 amino acids)
Source: RefSeq, a predicted model, not a curated record
AUGGCGGACCCGGAGAAACGCGAGAAGAGGAAUGCAAAGAAGAGGGAAUACCAAGCCCGAGACGCUGAGACGAAGGAUGAGAUCAACAAGAAGAGGCGUCAAAAGUACGCUGAGAAGAAGGAUGAGCAAAAGGACGCCAAGACGAAGGUUAAGAACUCUAAAGAGCCCGCUAAGAAGUUGAAGGAGAGGCAGGUCGAGCUUGUCGCUGUGGAGAUCGACCAGAUCGGAAACGCACAAAAGGGACUCAGACUCACACCAAGACAAGCAGGAGCAGCCAUGGCGUCCAACAUGCACACUGAGGCCAAGCGCAGCAAGAAGGAUGAGAUCAACAAGAAGAGGCGUCAAAAGCACGCUGAGAAGAAGGAUGAGCACAAUGCGAAAAGGCGCGAGAAGAGGGCUACCAACACGGAUGAGGAUAGGGAUAAACAGAAGGAGUACAGGGCAAGGUGGAAAGCCGAGAACCCUAAAAAGCACGCCGAAGCACUCGGAGAGGCGGCAAGAGGCUCAACAAAAACGGGCUGA